Messenger RNA from Microcebus murinus (gray mouse lemur), 3596 nucleotides. It is a transcript of the gene BMP2, whose product is annotated as bone morphogenetic protein 2. Gene Ontology annotation, cellular component: extracellular region. Gene Ontology annotation, molecular function: growth factor activity; cytokine activity. Lineage: Eukaryota; Metazoa; Chordata; Mammalia; Primates; Cheirogaleidae. The record is from RefSeq and is a predicted model, not a curated record.
GCCGCCGUCGCCGCCAGAGUCCUCGCCCCGCCGCGCCGCGCUGCGCCCGGCUCGCGCUGCGCCCGCCGCUCCGCUUCCCACACCCCGCCGGGGAUUGGCAGCCACCGCCGGACAUCAGCCGCCACAGCCUGCGCCGGCGACCCGAACGCACUCGAGGCGAGCGCCGCGCACACUACCGGGGCUGUGAGGCGCUCGCGCACCGCAGACCCCGCGCGGACUGGAGCACCCAGCCGUGCGCGCCACAGCGCGGUGGCCUCGGCUGCCCGGGCCGCCCCGGAGUCGCGGACCGACGCGCGGAGCGCCGGGGAGUCCGGAGCCGAGCCCCAGCGCCGGGAUGCCGAGCACCUCCUGCCGGGGAUCGGGGGCCUGGGACGCGCCGGCCGGUGUGUGAUCGGACUCCAGGCUGGCCACAAAAGGCACUUGGACCCUGGGCUAGCAGAGCGAGGGGACAGCGCGGCCACUCGCCCCAGCGGCCCGGGACUCGGCUCGACUGGCCGGGGAAUGCGCCCGAGGACGGCGGGGCGCUAGAGCCGCGGCGGUUUCAGCGGGCGAGCGCUAAUGGGGGUGCGCUGGAGUAAGGCAGAGUGAUGCGGGGGGGCAACUCGCCUGGCACCGAGAUCGCCGCCGUGCCCUUCCCCGGACCCGGCGUCGCCCAGGAUGGCUGCCCCGAGCCAUGGACCUCGGCGGAGCUAGCGCGGAGCGCCCGACCCUCGCCUCCCGAGUCCCGGAGCCGGCUCCGCGCGGGGCCACGCGUCCCGCGGGCGCUGGUUCCUAAGGACGACGACAGCACCAGCUUUUCCUUUCUCCCUUCUCUUCCCUUCCCUGCCCCGCACUCCUCCCCCUGCUCGCUGUUGUGUGUCAGCACUUGGCUGGAGACUUCUUGAACUUGCAAGGAGAGUAGCUUGCGCUCCCCACUUCGUGCCGGUGUCUUGGCCCCAGCGGAGUCAGCCUCGCCGCCUCCCAGCCCGCCGCCCCUCCGCUGCUCGGCCUUGCCCGGCCCCGGGACGCCGUGCCCGGCGUGAAGAGAGGGACUACGCGGCCAGCACCCGGGAGAAGCAGGAGGCAAAGAAAGGGAACGGACACACGGUCCUUGCGCCAGGUCCUUGGGCCAGAGCUUUUUCCAUGUGGAGACUCUUUCAAUGGACGUGUCCCUGCGUGCUUCUUAGACGGACCGCGGUCUCCUAAAGGUCGACCAUGGUGGCCGGGACCCGCUGUCUUCUAGCGUUGCUGCUUCCCCAGGUCCUCCUGGGCGGCGCGGCCGGCCUCAUUCCGGAGCUGGGCCGCAGGAAGUUCGCGGCGUCGUCGGGCCGCCCCUCAUCCCAGCCCUCGGACGACGUCCUGAGCGAGUUCGAGUUGCGGCUGCUCAGCAUGUUCGGCCUGAAACAGAGACCCACCCCCAGCAGGGACGCCGUGGUGCCCCCCUACAUGCUGGACUUAUACCGCCGGCACUCGGGCCAGCCCGGCGCGCCCGCCCCGGACCACCGGCUGGAGAGGGCAGCCAGCCGCGCCAACACGGUGCGCAGCUUCCACCACGAAGAAUCUUUGGAAGAACUUCCAGAAACAAGUGGGAAAACAACCCGGCGAUUCUUCUUUAAUUUAAGUUCUGUCCCCACGGAGGAGUUCAUCACCUCAGCAGAACUUCAGGUUUUUCGGGAACAGAUGCAGGAAGCUUUGGGAGACAAUAGCAGUUUCCAUCACCGAAUUAAUAUUUAUGAAAUUAUAAAACCUGCAACAGCCAACUCGAAAUUCCCCGUGACCAGACUUUUGGACACUAGGCUGGUGAAUCAGAAUGCAAGCAGGUGGGAAAGUUUUGACGUCACCCCCGCUGUGAUGAGGUGGACUGCACAAGGACACACCAACCAUGGCUUCGUGGUGGAAGUGACCCACUUAGAGGAGAAACAAGGUGUCUCCAAGAGACACGUGAGGAUUAGCAGGUCUUUGCACCAAGAUGAACACAGCUGGUCACAGAUAAGGCCAUUGCUGGUGACUUUUGGCCACGAUGGGAAAGGGCAUCCCCUGCACAAAAGAGAAAAGCGUCAAGUGAAACACAAACAGCGGAAACGCCUUAAGUCCAGCUGUAAGAGACACCCUUUGUACGUGGACUUCAGCGACGUGGGGUGGAAUGACUGGAUUGUGGCCCCUCCGGGGUAUCAUGCCUUUUACUGCCACGGAGAAUGCCCUUUUCCUCUAGCUGAUCACCUGAACUCCACUAAUCACGCCAUUGUUCAGACGUUGGUCAACUCGGUUAACUCUAAGAUUCCUAAGGCGUGCUGUGUCCCAACAGAACUCAGCGCCAUCUCCAUGCUGUACCUUGAUGAAAAUGAAAAGGUUGUAUUAAAGAACUAUCAGGACAUGGUUGUGGAGGGUUGUGGGUGUCGUUAGCACAGCAUUAUUAAAUAAAGAAAUAAAUAUAUAUAUAUAUAUAUAUUUUAGAAAAAAGAAAAAAAACCCAAACAAACAAACAAAAAAAGAACUCUUCCAGUUGACACUUUAAUAUUUCCCAAUGAAGACUUUUAUUUAUGGAAUGGAAUGGAAAAAAAAAAAAACAGCUAUUUUGAAAAUAUAUUUAUAUCUACAAAAAGAAGUUGGGAAAACAAAUAUUUUAAUCAGAGAAUUAUUCCUUUAAAGAUUUAAAAUGUAUUUAGUUGUACAUUUUAUAUGGGUUCAACCCCAGCACAUGAAGUAUAAUGGUCAGAUUUAUUUUGUAUUUAUUUACUAUUAUAACCACUUUUUAGGAAAAAUAGCUAAUUUGUAUUUAUAUGUAAUCAAAAGAAGUAUCGGGUUUGUACAUAAUUUUCCAAAAAUUGUAGUUGUUUUCAGUUGUGUUAUAUUUAAGAUGAAAAGUCUACAUGGAAGGUUACUCUGGCAAAGUGCUUAGCACAUUUGCUUUUUUUUUUUUUUUUUUUGCAGCGCUACUGUUAAGUUCACAAGUUCAAGUCCAGAAAAAAAAAAGUGGAUAAUCCACUCUGCUGACUUUCAAGAUUAUUAUAUUAUUCGAUUCUCAGGAAUGUUGCAGAGUGGUUGUCCAAUCCAUGAGAAUUUACAUCCUUAUUAGGUGGAAUAUUUGGAUAAGAAUCAGACAUUGCUGAUCUAAUAUAGAACCUGCCCCCGCCCCUUAAUUUGCAGAAAGAAUAAAGCAGGAUCAAUAGAAAUUACAAGGAAAAUGAAGAACCAGCAGGAAAGUGAAUGAUGGUUUGCUGUUCUUUCCUAAACUAGUGAAACAUUUGAAGGGGCUGAUCUGGCCAAAGUAUUAAAUAAAACAUAAAAUUUCUUCAUUAUUGAUACUGUGGUCAUGUAUAUUUAAAAUUGAUAUCUCGUGGCCCUCAACAAGAGUUGGAAAUCAAUUUGUAUUUUACCUUUACCUCAUCUAGGAGCUUAUUAUUCUCCAAAGGACCCAAUUUUCUAACUUGCCCAAUACACAGCAAAACUGUGCACAUCAUGUUUUCUGCCCACCCUCUGUUCUCUGACUGAUCAGUUUGCUUUUCUUUCCAGGGUUAUGUGUUUGAACACAUUCCUCCCAAUGUUCAACCUAUUUCAGAUAAUAAAUAUCAAAGCUUUGGCAUUUCGUUCUAUAAAAUCCAACCUGUGAGAGAAAA